AACAUCAGAAGAUCGAUUGGUUCAAAGAUAAGAGGACGUAAGAUUUCAUGCGGGUAUCUAUCUGAAAGACGAUUAAGUGAAUGUUGAUUUAUUUGACGGAACAGUGCUGGCAGAAAAUGCAAUUUAACUACUUGUUUAAAGUGACUACCAACGCCAUUGAUAACAUUAGAUACCUAUAUUUUCUUUCCCCCAUAUAUUCGUGCAAAUAGCGCUAGAGCAGUAGUACGUGAUGUUUUAUCUGACGAAGUGGAAAAUCCUGUGACAGUUCAUGUCAGCAUCAGUUUGGAAAGACCUAAGAAUAAUUGUUAUGUAGUCUGUUUUGAUGUAGUGUGUAUUACUAGUCAUUAGAACAUUUGAAUGAAAAAAUCACAAUCUGUUAACAUUAUGAUAAGUCAAGAUCAAGGGGAGAGUGGUAAGGAAGAUUCUGAAAAUGGGGAAGACUUGUCUUCCCACACCAUUCCAGGGACAUCGGAAUGUUCUGAAAGAAGCCCAUCUGUAACUGAUGAGGCAUCUGUAGAUUGUUCAGAGAAAAGCAUAUCAGUUCAAAAAUAUGAGGAAGAAUGGGAACAAAUAUAUUUUCACGAAGAUCCUGACUUGGGAGAAUUGCGGAGGAGGGCUGUUACUGGCAAUCUGCGUGCUUCCCGUUUCAGGAGUGUAUGUUGGAGAGCUCUUCUGAGUGUUUUUUCUAAUGAUAAAAGCAGUUGGUUGAAAGAACUUAGACGAUUUCGACAGCAUUAUGAACAAAUGUCUCAGGAAUUUUGUGUAGAUCCUUGGUUAAAUAGCAACCCAGAAGAUAAUCCUUUGAAUCAAAAUGCUGGUAGUUCCUGGCAUCAGCACUUCUGUGACAAUGAACUGAAAGCUGUUAUACGUCAAGAUGUUGUCAGAACAUUCCCAGGGGUCGACUACUUCCGCAAAGAAACUGUUCAGAAGGCCAUGUUAAAUGUUUUAUUUGUGUAUGCUCGUGAAAAUCCAGAUAUGUGUUACAGACAAGGUAUGCAUGAGAUUUUGGCUCCAUUGUUGUUUGUUUUGCACUGCGAUCAUCAAGCACUACUUCAUACAAAGGAACAGGUGCCAGUAAGUGAUUCAGUAAGUGAAAUGCUUGAUCCAGCAUAUCUUGAAGCUGAUUCCUAUUCUUUAUUUUGUCUUAUUAUGGAAGGAAUUUCAUGUUAUUAUAAAAUAAAUGAUAGUGCACCAUCAGCUACUGGCUAUUUCCCUCCAAAUCUGCAGUCUCCUGUUCCACCUCCGGGUGGAAAAGGAAAAGAAAAUGAAAUACUUGUGCAACUGGAGUCUAUAAAAGAGAAUCUUCUGGUACCCAAUGAUAAGGAAUUGGCUGAAUACCUCAAUCGUCUGGAAAUAACUUUACCAGUAUUUGGAAUCCGAUGGCUUCGCCUCCUCUUUGGAAGAGAGUUUCCACUUCAGGAUCUUUUGGUGCUGUGGGAUGCAAUUUUUGCAGAGGGAAAAGAUUUUGGUCUUGUUCAUUAUGUGGUUGUGGCAAUGUUAGUUGCCAUUCGAAAUCAAUUGUUGGAUUCAGAUUACACCACUUGCUUGAUGCAUCUCAUGAGGUAUCCAGGGGCUGUUGAUAUAACAUUCAUAAUAGAACAUGCAUUAUACUUGAAAGAUCAUCAGAAAUACAAUCGCCCGGUUUGUACAAGUUUUCCUCCACUACCCAAAAAAGCUUCUGGACAGCCAGAAUCACAUCGUUCUGGUCAUUCAGGAAGACACUUGAGUACUCACAGUCUACCUCGAACAAAAUCUGUGUCUUCCGUGAAUCGCGAUGAGAAAAGUCAACAGCGAAAACCACGUGCAGCAUCAGGAUCUUCACUCUCAGACAGAUUUAAAAACUACACACGAUCAACAAAAUCAGGUCAGUGGAGUGCAGUCAAGAGUCAUCGCAGCAGUUCUGUUAGAGGAGAAGGAGAUAGCAAUACAUCUGGAACUGCAGCAGGCGCUGGAAUUGUAGAAGGAUUUGCUUUGAAUGAUCCUACUGUGAUAAUCUCUGAACUCCAGCGUGCACGAGCAGUGAUGUCUCUGUGUCGUUUGAAACUUGCUCAAUACCGUGGUAUUCUGUCUGAAGCCAUUAAUCCUGCAGAAUAUCCAGAUGCCCAGCAAGCUCUAGAUGGAAUGAAUGAGAUCCCUUGA
Gryllus bimaculatus (two-spotted cricket) is the source of this 2139-nucleotide messenger RNA. The record is from the annotation of a GenBank genome assembly. Lineage: Eukaryota; Metazoa; Arthropoda; Insecta; Orthoptera; Gryllidae.